Messenger RNA from Gossypium raimondii (Peruvian cotton), 3994 nucleotides. Its product is annotated as disease resistance protein RPS5. The record is from RefSeq and is a predicted model, not a curated record. NCBI's taxonomy places the organism in Eukaryota, Viridiplantae, Streptophyta, Magnoliopsida, Malvales, Malvaceae. Gene Ontology annotation, molecular function: ATP hydrolysis activity; protein binding; ADP binding.
AUGGCUGAACUUGUUGGGACAAUUCUUGAUGUUUUUAAGUUCAUUGGCAGUAAAGCUAGCAAAUAUCUGAAAUACCAACGGGAAUUUGCUGAAUAUGGGGAUUUCAAACGAGCACAAGCUGACUUGCGUGCUAAGGAGGCAGAUAUUCAACAGCAAUUGUAAAACGAGCAUCACUUUGGGAAAAAGCCAAAGCAAGGAGUAGAAUGGAUCAAAAAGGUAGAGGAAAAGCUUGCUCAUGCUCAACAUGUUGAAGACAAAGUUAGUAAAGGAAAAUAUCUCUUUCGUUCUUGCUUGGGGAAACAACUUGAUGAAUCGACUCAGGCAAUGAAGGAAGUGCAUGCUGAAGGUCAUUUCCCCGAAAUCUUGCUAGUUAAUGAUCCUUCUACCAUAGCGGUUAACCUAUCUACAACAAAAUUAGUAGGUACAGCUAAUGUUAGAGAAGAAAUUUAUCAGUCUUUAAUGGGAGAUGAUGCUGGAAUGAUUGGAGUGUGGGGGAUGGGCAGAAUUGGGAAAACAACCAUUAUGAAGGGUGUCCAUAAUAGGUUGUUGAAAGAAAGCAAAUUUAGAAAACUGAUUUGGUUACAGAAGAACAUAGCAAGUCAAUUGGAAAGAAACUUUUUAGAUGAUGAAGAUACAAUCAUCCGUGCAGGGAAGGUAUCAGAAAUUUUGAGAAGAUAGGGGAGACAUGUGCUGAUAUUGGAUGAUGUAUGGGAAAGCUUUUCUCUUGAGGACGUUGGAAUUCUUAAGCCAACAUCAGAAAAUGGAUGCAAAUUAGUGUUGACAGCACUUUUAGAAAGUAUUGUUCGAUCAAUGGAGUUUAAGAAAGUUCGAAUGCCUUAUCUUCCUAUAGAGGAGGCCAUUAACUUAUUUUUAAGCAAAGUUAGACGCGACAUGUUGACUAAUCCAACUUUAGAAUCGUUUAUGAAACUUGUUGUGAGGGAAUGUGAUGGACUUCCUCUUGCAAUUGUUAAACUGCUCCUAGUGAUGGACUUCAUCAGCCGUAAUGCUAGCAAAUAUUUAAAAUACCAAAGGGAGUUCACUGAAUACGUUGAUGAUUUCAAACAAGCGCAAGCAGAUUUGCAUGCCAAGGAGGUAGAUAUUCAACAGCAAUUGAAAGACGAGCAUCACUUCGGGAAAAUGCCAAAGCUGGAAGUUGAAAGAUGGUUCAAGAAGGUAGAGGAAAAGCUCACUCAUGCUCAACAUGUUGAGGACAAAGUUAGUAAAGGAAAAUAUCUCUUUCGUUCUUGCUUGGGGAAGCUUGUUGAUGAGUCGACUCAGGCAAUGAAGGAAGUGCAUGCAGAAGGUCGUUUCUCUGGGAGCUUGAUGGUUAAUGAUCCUUCUACCAUAGCGGUUAACCUACCUACACCAGAGUUAACAGGUGCUGCCGAUGUUAGAGAAGAAAUUUCAUAUUUGAUGGGAGAUGAAGUUGGAAUGAUUGGAGUAUGUGGAAUGGGCGGAAUCGGGAAAACAACCAUAAUGAAAGACGUCCACAAUAGGUUGUUGAAAGAAAGUAAAUUUAGAAAAUUGAUUUGGGUAACUGUAUCCCAAAAUUUUGAUAUUCAAAGGCUGCAGAAGAAUAUCACAUGUCAAUUGAAGGGAAACCUGUCAGAUGAUGAAGAUACAAUCAUCCGUGCAGGGAAGUUGUGGGAAAUGUUGAAAGGACAAGGGAGUUAUGUGCUAAUAUUGGAUGAUGUAUGGAAAAGCUUUUCUCUUGAGGACGUCGGAAUCCUUAAGCCAACAUCAAAUAAUGGAUGCAAAUUAGUGUUGACAACACGUUCGGAAAGGGUUGUUCGAUCAAUGGGAUUUAAGAAAGUUCAAGUGCCUUGUCUUUCUAUGGAAGAGGCUAUGGACUUAUUUUUAAGCAAAGUUGGACUCGACAUAUUGGCUGAUCCAACUUUAGAAUCGUUUUUGAAAAUUGUAGUGAGGGAAUGUGAUGGACUUCCUCUUGCUAUCGUCACACUAGCUGGUUGUAUGAGAGGAGUAACUGAUCCUCAUGUGUGGGAAAAUGCUAUAGAUGAAUUGAGAGGAUACAUCAGAAACAUCCACGAUGUGGAAGAUAAGGUGUAUGGAUGCUUGAAAUUCAGCUAUGAUCGUCUUAAACAAAGAGACCAAGAAUGUUUUUUGUAUUGUGCAUUAUAUCCUGAAGAUUACGCAAUCAUAAAAGAGGAGUUAAUUGAACAUUGGUUGAUAGAAGGACUUAUAGAUGAAAUGGAAAGUAGAAAAUCAAUGGAGAGUAGUGGUUAUUCCAUCUUGCAGAAUCUUGAAGAAAAUUGUUUGCUAGAAAGGGCUGAGAGGGAUUCUUAUAAUUCCCGUUUUAUUUAUAAGAAGACUGCGCAUAUGCAUGAUGUUGUUAGGGAUAUGGCAUUGCAUAUUACAAGGAAAAAAUUUAUGGUAAAAGCUCGUAUGCAGUUGAAAGAGUUACCAAAGGAGGAAGAAUGGAGUGAAGAUUUGGAGAAGGUUUCUUUAAUGCACAACUUCAUCUCAACAAUUCCUCAAACUAUCAAGUUUCCGAAAUUUCCAAAACUCACAACGAUGCUGCUCUCACAUAAUUCAUUGAAAGAAAUUCCAGAAUCUUUCUUUCAUCACUUUCCUAACCUUAUGAUUCUCGAUCUUUCUCAUAAUCCUUUUGAGAGUUUGCCAGAAUCUAUAUCUACUUUGGAGAAACUCACGGCAUUGUUGCUUAUUGGCUGUUACAAUUUAGAGAGUUUGCCUUCUGUAUUGAAGCUUCAAGCUUUGAAGAAACUGGAUCUUGAAGGCAGUGGAGUCAAAGAAAUUCCUCAAGAUUUGGAAAUGCCGGUAAAUCUUAGAUAUCUUAAUCUUAAAGGUACCUUGCAUUUAAAGGAGAUUCCUAAGGGAUUAUUGUCAAAAUUAUGGCGGCUUCAAUUUUUGGCAAUACGUUCAACAUUAAUAAAUGCAGACGAUAUGAGGGAAUUGAACAAGUUGGAGGUUUUUGAAGGUUGCUUCUUUAAUGUGGGUGACUUGAGCAAGUAUGCAGCUCAGAGAAAAAUGCUUUAUAAGUACUCCAUUUUGGUGUGCCCCUGGAACAAUCCUAUGCUAUACCAGCAUGGUCGCUCGAAUUGUAGGAAAAGGGUCGAAUUUGCUAUUGAAAUUAAUCCUGGAGAUGCAGUUGUACUUCCAUAUGAUAUUCAGCAAUUAAAUCUAAAGCUUUGCAAGGGUGUGAGAAGUUUAGAGGAUAUUGGAUUGAGGGAUGCAACUGAUUUGAAGGAAUGUGAAGUUGACUGUUGUGAUAAGUUGGAGGCUGUAUUUUCAUCCAAAUGCCAUCAGCUUCAAACACUCGAGUCUCUGAUACUAAUACGUUUACGAAAUCUGAAUGUCAUAGUUGGAGCUGGUGUCGAAGAAUCAUCAGUAGGCACAUUUUCCUCCCUUAAAGUGAUUACUCUAGUGAAGUGUGAGAAAAUAAAGAAAAUGUUUUCAGCUGAUUGGGUUCUACCCAACUUGGAAAAUCUCACUGUUUCAACUUGUAGCAAAUUGAAAGAAAUAAUAGCAGAACCCCAAAAAGAAGGAACAGGUGCCUUCAAAUUUUCUGUUCCCAAACUAAAGCGCUUGACUUUGUGUUCUCUACCAGAAUUGAAGAGCAUUUGUGGUGAAAAUGGAGUGAUAGUUUGCGAUUCCCUCGAAUGCAUUGAAAUAGUUUGUGAACAAGUAAAGCGGAUUCCUCUUUAUCUUCCACAGCUUCAGAUUGAUGAUGAAGGGAAACCAACUCCAUCUAAUCCUCUCAAGGAAAUCCGCGUGCAUUCAACAUAUUGGUGGGAAUCAGUGGAGUGGGAUCACCCUAAUUUCGAUGUUAAGAAAGUUGUUAAACCCUUGGUCCUUAACUGGCUUGACAGAAGUCUGGAUUGGAGGCCUUUAUAACGAUAAUAGUGUAGAUGCAUGCAUACAAUGGAAGGCGGAGGAGGCUGUGUUGUUCUUUGCUUAGCAAUUCUAGAGGUUUUCAAGAUUCCGCUGUUGAAAACUUUGCUUUCAUGAUUACAAU